This is a messenger RNA of Sphenostylis stenocarpa, 615 nucleotides long. NCBI's taxonomy places the organism in Eukaryota, Viridiplantae, Streptophyta, Magnoliopsida, Fabales, Fabaceae. The record is from the annotation of a GenBank genome assembly.
UUCUCAAAUCCACUAAUCAAUCCUAAGGGACUGUGCUUGAGAGUUGUAGGAGUUGGUGAUAGUAAAUCUUUGGUGGUGUCAGAUGAUUUAUUGCAUAAGGGGUUGGAUGAUAGCUUUUUGUUAGAACUUUGCCGGGUCAAGAGUUCUGGCGAAUCUUUAUCAAAACUUCGUGAUUUUGGGGAAUGCCGGGCAUUUGUGCAUCCGGAGUCAAACGGAAAGAUUCUAGAGAUUGCAUCUCAACUUGGUAGAAAAACAGGUUUGGUGUUUGUAGAUUGCUCUGCUAGCUCUGACACUGUAGCGGUGCUAAAGCAAGCUAUUGAUAUGGGAUGUUGUGCUGUUUUGGCAAAUAAGAAGCCUCUUACAUCUACAAUGUCAAGAAAGGGUUACUACGAUGUCAUUUGCCACCGCAUUCGCCCUUGUGCUGAUUCUCAAGUGCGAGGUUCGGUGAGCCUUGACAAAGAGGCUUUGGGAUUCUCUAGUGAGGAGAGGGUGGUGCGUGGACGUCAAGAGCAAAGCAAUAAUGAGGAGAGUUUGGGCAUGUGGAGGAGAAUCUUUGUCGGGAUCGACAGGGUUGGUCAUCACUUGGGAAGGUGCUCCAAAUCUAGUGGUUACUGA